AUGAAUUAAAGAUUUAAUUCUCACUUAGAUAUUUGCUAAUACUGUUAAAAUAAUAGUGUUGCCUCUAAUGUUAGAAUUUUUGAGCCUUAAAAGAAAAAAUUUAAUUAAUUAACUGAAGUCUGUGAUAAGCAAUCAAAUUCAUAAUUUUUACUUCAUUUAAGAGGAGGAGGAUGCGGAUAAGCUAAACCAAAAUAACAAAUUGAAGAAAAGACAAUUAUUGGUUUGCCUAAUGAUUUUUUGAUUAAGCUAGAAAAAUAUGUUAAUAUUAUCAAUACUAAAGCUUAACUUAUAACAGAUACUUCAUAAAGAAAUGAAGUAAUAAUAGCAUUUUAAUGGUGUAUGCAUAAUAGAGAGCAUUUCAAUACUUGUUGUGUAAACAAUAAUUUAACAUCAUCAAUAUAUACAAAAAUAUUGAAUUCAUUUAAGGAUUUGCUUAAAAUUCUUCCUGUUUAUUUAAGAACUUCAUGGUUUUUAUGCUAUUAAAUUCUAUAAAUAUGUAAUGACUUUUUGAGAAUUAUAUAUUCAUUCUAAAUACAAAAUAAGGAAAGAUUAUUGGAUUUAGAAUUGCAAUAAUAAUUCUUAGAAGAUUUAGAAGAAUUUAAGGUAUAAUUUGAAAUUGAAUAAACAAAUGUGUGGAAUACAGGUAUAGAAUAUGAAAUAACUCUUAUUAAAAUUAUGUUAAUGAAUUGUCAGACAAAUUCAGAAGAAGGAUAAAAUUUGUUAAUAGAUAUUGUAAAAAAUUUGGCUUAAUCAGCUUUAUAAUUAUCGCCAACUGAAGACCUAAUCCCAAGUCUUAUUGAAGGAGCUAAAUUUUUAUUUUUAUAAUACAAAGAUAAAAUAUUAUAUCCUGAAGAGGUAUAUGCUACAUAUUAUUUAUUCCAAACUCUUAAAUGGUCUAUUGUGGCUCAAAUAAAAUAAUAGAAUUCAAUCAAUAAUUAAGUUAAAAAACUAAAAGAUGCAUUUUUAUAAUAUAUUAUAAAUUCAGAUAAUUGGAUUAUUCAUUAUAGCUGGAUGUCAAUGAUUAUUGAUUUAAUAGCAUAUAGACCAAUUAUUGAGAAAUUUUAAAUUCUUAAUGGUACUCCAAUAUAAUAAUAAUCGCUUUGGAACAAUUUAAUUGAAAAUAACGUAAUUGUUAGUCUUACAUAUAAUAAAAAUUAAGCAUCUAUUAUAUUAUUUCAAAAUCAAGGAAAAUAUUUUAGUAAAGAAAUAUAGAGUAUUAUUAAAUAAUAAGGUAUUCCUAAAUUUAAGUUACUAUCAGAAUCUCUUUUAAAAGGCUAGUUUACUCAAUAAAGUAAUAUUUGGGAUUUCUAUAAAAAUUUUUCAUUUAAAAAAAAGCAAUAAACAAUUAUAAGGGAUUAUGAAAUUAUUUUAGAAAAUAAUGAUUUAUUAUUAUUAGAGUAAUAAAUUGAAAAAUUUAAUGCUUAAUUAGAUGAAUUAGUUCUAUUGUAUUAAUAAAUCUAAGAAUCAUUUACUGAUUAUUUUACUUAAUCCAAUAUUACAUAAUUCGAAAUUAAAUUAUUUUAAGAUGAUUACUCUGUUUUUGCAAAAUAAUUUUUAGAUGCUUAUAAAUAGGCAUUAUAUCGUCUCAAUUUUAUUAUAGAAAAAUCUACUAUUGAAUAUCAAAAAUUAAAAUUACUUUGUCCUUAUUUUCAAAAUAAUGAAAAUUUAUAAGCCAGUUUUAACAAUAUUUAGAAUUUGAUUAAUGUUAAAUUUUUAGCAUUAUAAAAAGAUUUUAUUUCAAAAUUUUUAAAAGUUAUAGAAUAUUUAAGUCAUCUAUCUGAAAUUAAUUUAAAUCCACAAUCUAAAAAUUUAACUGAUUUAGAGAAUGUAAAUAACAAAUUUUAAAUAUCAAAUCUUCAGAGCUCGUAUAAAAAUUUAGAAUAAUCAUCAAUAUAAUAAUAGAACGAUUAUUCAAUACUUUAAUAGUUCAUAAUAAAUAUGAAGGAAUUUUAAAAAGAGUUUUCUUUCUCAAUGUCAAGUAGUAAAACUAAUGAUAAUAUUAUUAAUAUUAGAUCUGAUACAAUAUAAGCUAUGUCAAAUACUAUUUGCUCAGGUAAAUGGAUCAAAAUAAUAAAGUAAUAACUUAGUAAUUGUUUUUCAGAUAGAUUUAUUUUAUGCCAAAAUGAUGUUAAAACAAUAUAAGAUAUUCAAAACAUCUACAUAAAUUGCAGUUUUAGCUUGUAAAUGUUGAAAUUAUUGAAAUAAUUCUAUUAAAUUCAUUAAUAUAAAAUUAAUACUUUUGAAAAAAAAAGUAAUUAGGAAAAGCUCUUAGCCAAUCAAGAAUAAGAAAAGUUUUAUCAAAAUUUAAAAUUAAUUAUAAUCAAGUAGUUAACAUAAUAAAAAGAUUAAAUCAGAUAAAUUGUAUAAUAAAAAGAUGUUGAUAAUGGUAGUAGUUUAAAUAAAGAAAAAAAAAAAUAACUUUUUUAAAAAAUCAAGUCUGAUUAUAUGAUAACAAAAAAUGAAAAUGAAAAUAUUGAAGGGAAAGAAAUUUAAGAAAUAAAAUCAUAGGCUAUCAAAUUUAUGCAAGAAUCUAGUUUAUUUAUUGCUUUAUAAAAUUAGAAUGAACAUUAUGACCUUGAUGGUUUUAAUAGUUUAAUAAAAAGAUAUGAAAGUAAGAUAACUGAAAUUAAAAAUCAGUAAGGGAAAUUUAAUAAUAGUCUACCUUAAGAGAAUAAAAGAACUUUUGAAAAUUGGAUAAGAGAGAACAAACAUUUAGAUUUCUGUCAUUUUUGUGUAGAUUAAGAUUUGAAAGAGUUAAAGAAUACAAAUAAAUUACUUAAAUUAUUUGAAUAAAUUAUAUUCUUCCAUAUAGAUUAAAUUUAAUAGAUUGAAAAUUAAGAUAUUUAAAAAAAUAUAGAUAACUUUAAUACAUAAAGAUAACAAAUAGAAAACAAAUUCAAUAUCUAAAACUAAAUUAAUAAAUUAAUCGAAAUUUUUAAAGGAAGUAAUUAACAUGAUGAUUGCAAAUGUAUCAUUUAGAUUGAACAAGAAAAUAAGUAAUAAAAUGAUUAAUAUUAUGAAUAAAUUGAUUCAACUUUACAAGAAACCUUAGAUUUCUUUAUAUUAAAAUAAAAUAGUUUAGAAACAAUAACUUAAAAUUUAGACCCAAUAUACUUAAUUGUAAUGAAUAAUCUAUGUGAACAAGUAGUUAUUAAAAAAUCAAUAUUUGAUGUAUUUGAUUUCAACAAUGAUUAUAAGAUUAGAGAAUGCUUAGUUUAUAACUUAAUAAAGCUUUAGUAAGGAAUCAAAGAAGAAUAAAUAAUAGAAUUUUCAUCAAAACUUAUUUAAUAUUUUUGGGUUUUUGAAAAAGAUUAAAGAGUUAGAAAUCUUUUAAAAAAUAAGGAAUUAAUUGAAAUGUAGAAACUUUUUUUUUCUUAAGAUAUCAAAACUAUGUCUGAAUCUAUUAAAUAAGAGAUGAGAUUUAGAAUUAAAAGUAUAGAAAAUAUUUCAUAAGAAUUAAGACUUGAGGGUAAUGCUUCAAUUAAAGAGCAACUUAAAUAAUAACUUAUAUUAGCAUAUGAAGAACUUGAAUAAUAUAAUGAUAAUAUUACUGAAAUGUCUGAAAAAAUGGAUAUAAGUUUAAUAUUUUUAAAAGAUAUAUCAAAAGAUGUAAAAUAAAUAAAAAAUUAAAUUGAUAAUUUAUAAGAAAGUUUAAAUUAAGUAGGUGAUGAUAUUCGUAAAUUAAGAGGAAAAAGAUAUGAUGAAUUAUUAGAAAUAAGAAAAUAAAAAAUAUUAUUAUAAUCUAAAUUAGCAGAAGUAGAUUCUGUUUAUGUUUAAUUAAAAACUAUAGAAUUUGAUCCUGUUAGUGGUUAAAGUAUAACAUCAAAAGAUGGUUCAAACAUAACUAAAUUAAUGAGUGAUUAAUGGGAUGAUUUUACAGGUGAAGUUAAUGAAUUUAUAUGGGAUGAAUCAAAAUCAAAUGAUGUAAUGUUACUUUCAGGAAAUGCUGGUUCUGGUAAAAGUAAAGCAGCAAGAAAAAUUGAAGAAUUUCUUUGGAAAUAAAAAGGUAUUCAAUCUAAAUGGAUUCCUAUCUUUGUAUCAUUACCAACUUUAAAAAAUCCUAAAUAUAAUUUAUUUGAAUAAGCUUUAGAAUCUGAAAAUUAUUAAUUUGAUAAAUAUUAACUUAGAGAAUUUAAAGAAGCUAUUUAAAAUAAAAAAGAAUUUAUUAUAUUAAUAUUAGAUAGUUAUGAUGAAAUGAAAUAAGAUUGUAUUUAAUAAAAUCUUAUUAUUACAAAUAAACUAAUUAAUGAUUUAAAUAUUGAUGACCGUUAAAAAUAAGUCAAGAUAAUAAUUACAACUAGAAGAGAAAUAUUAAACACUUUAGGAUAUUAAACUUGGUUUUAUGGAUAUAGUAUAAGAAGUUUAAAAGAAGUAUAAAUCUAAGAUUUCGAUAAAGAUUAAAAAAGUGAUUAUUUAAUUUAAUAUACUGAACUAAGUGUAAAGAGAAAAAUAAGAGUUGUUUAUGAUUUCUUGAAACAGAUUUCAUAAUUAAAUUUUAAUUUAGAUGAAUUUUUAGCUAUAUGGCAAUAAGUUAAUAUAUAAGUUUAACAAAGUAUCAAAAAUUCUCAUAAUACUUAAUUAGAAUAAAUUUUUGAAAAUUCUUAAAGGGAAGAAUUAAUCAAGAAAAUUUUAGAACAUUCUCCAUUUAAAUAAUUAAAGGUUGAAUAGAUUACAGGACUCAGAAAGGAUUUAUCAUCUUUGUGGAGUGUUUAUAAAUUUGAAAAGGCAAUAGAAAAUGUGGGUAUUUCUGACUUAUUGUCAACUCCUUUUAUGUUGGAAAUUAUUGUCUAAGUAUUACCUAGUAUGGCAAAACAAUAGUAAGGAUCUGGAGAUAUUAAAAAUAGAUUUGUUUAAAGCUAUCUUAGUUUAAUAAAUAAAUUUUGCUUAUCUAAAAAAUUAAUAGAAAAUUAUAAAAUUAAUUUAGAUUAAAAAGAAAAUAAAAAAGUAAUUUAACCAAUUCUUGAUAGUAAAAAAUCAAAAAUUAAGUAUGAUGAUUUUGUUGAUAAAUAUGAAUAAAAAACUAAAAGUGAUUAAAUAAUGGAUUUAUUGGAAAGUUUAAAGUUCUUUUCAACUUAUUCAAUAACUAGUAUUCUUAAAAUUGAUAACAAUAACUUAUUAGUUGAUAAUAAAUCUUUUACACUUUAUAAUCAAGAUAUAGAAUAUGUAGUUUAAGCUUUGAAGAUGAAAAAAUAUACUAUUUUUGAGUUCUAUGACAGUUUCAUUCAUUUUUAUCAUGAGUAAUAAAUUCAAAAAUUAAGAGAAACUGGUAAAAUUUCAAAUUGGGAAAGNUUAUUACAAAUAAACUAAUUAAUGAUUUAAAUAUUGAUGACCGUUAAAAAUAAGUCAAGAUAAUCAUUACAACUAGAAGAGAAAUAUUAAACACUUUGGGAUAUUAAACUUGGUUUUAUGGAUAGAGUUUAAGAAGUUUAAAAGAAGUAUAAAUCUAAGAUUUCGAUAAAAAUUAAAAAAGUGAUUAUUUAAUUUAAUAUACGGAACUCAGUGUAAAGAGAAAAAUAAGAGUUGUUUAUGAUUUCUUGAAACAGAUUUCAUAAUUAAAUUUUAAUUUAGAUGAAUUUUUAGCUAUAUGGCAAUAAGUUAAUAUAUAAGUUUAACAAAGUAUCAAAAAUUCUCAUAAUACUUAAUUAGAAUAAAUUUUUGAAAAUUCUUAAAGGGAAGAAUUAAUCAAGAAAAUUUUAGAACAUUCUCCAUUUAAAUAAUUAAAGGUUGAAUAGAUUACAGGACUCAGAAAGGAUUUAUCAUCUUUGUGGAGUGUUUAUAAAUUUGAAAAGGCAAUAGAAAAUGUGGGUAUUUCUGAUUUAUUGUCAACUCCUUUUAUGUUGGAAAUUAUUGUCUAAGUAUUACCUAGUAUGGCAAAACAAUAGUAAGGAUCUGGAGAUAUUAAAAAUAGAUUUGUUUAAAGCUAUCUUAGUUUAACAAAUAAAUUAUGCUUAUCUAAAAAAUUAAUAGAAAAUUAUAAAAUUAAUUUAGAUUAAAAAGAAAAUAAAAAAGUAAUUUAACCAAUUCUUGAUAGUAAAAAAUCAAAAAUUAAGUAUGAUGAUUUUGUUGAUAAAUAUGAAUAAAAAACUAAAAGUGAUUAAAUAAUGGAUUUAUUGGAAAGUUUAAAGUUCUUUUCAACUUAUUCAAUAACUAGUAUUCUUAAAAUUGAUAACAAUAACUUAUUAGUUGAUAAUAAAUCUUUUACACUUUAUAAUCAAGAUAUAGAAUAUGUAGUUUAAGCUUUGAAGAUGAAAAAAUAUACUAUUUUUGAGUUCUAUGACAGUUUCAUUCAUUUUUAUCAUGAGUAAUAAAUUCAAAAAUUAAGAGAAACUGGUAAAAUUUCAAAUUGGGAAAGUUUUUAGGUAGAUAUUUUAUAAUUUUCAUAAAAUUUAGCAAUAGAUAUGACAAUUAAUUAAUUAUCUUAAAUUACAUAUUAAUAAAAAGGUAAAUUGAAAUUAACAAAUAAUUAUAAUAAAUAUUAAGAUGAUAAUGUUUGGCUUGAUGAUUAUUUUAAUGAUUCAUAAUAGGAACUUGAUUAUAAUAAAUUAAUAAGAAGUUGUAUUCUAUUAAAUGCUAAAGGAAGUAACUAUUCAUUUACUCACAAAUCUAUUUAAGAAUUUUAUGUUGCUAAAUAUAUUUUAGAUUUAUUGCUUUAAUCAACCAUUUAAAUUUUGAAUGAAAAAAAUUAAGAAUAAAAACAUACCAAUAGAUUAAUGGAAUCAUUAUAUAACUAAUCUAAAUUAAAUAUAUCAAAAGAUCAUUAUAAAGGAGUGUUAAUAUUUAUAAAAGACAAAUUAAAUAGUUUAGAAAACAUAAAAGAAAAUCUUAUUAAUAUAGUUAAACUAUCAAGUGAUGAUAAGUUCAUAAAUGCUGCUUCAAAUAGUAUUUUUUUGUUAUCUUAAUUGGAUGCUUACUUAGGAUUUGAAGAUUUUUAAGGAAUUUAAUUAGUUGAUACAAAUAUUUCAGGUUUAAGUUUUUGUCAUUCAGAUUUAAGAAAUUCUAAAUUUACAAAAGUUAAUAUAAAUUCUUGUAAUUUUAAUUAUGCUGAUUUAACAGAUUGUUUAUGGGAAGUAUAAUGUAAAGAAAAACCAUUUUUAUAAAAAGAUAAAUAAAUAAAAGUAGUUGAAUUCUCUCCAAAUGGUAAAUUUAUUGCAUCAAAUGGAUAAGACAAUUUAGUAAUACUUUGGGAUUUUGAAAAUUAUAAAGAACUAGUAGCAUUGGAUGGUCAUUAAGAUGAAAUAUUAUCAGUUGCCUUUUCUUAUGAUUGUAAAACUUUAGCUUCUUCAAGUAAAGAUAAAACUAUAAAGUUAUGGGAUAUUUAAGAUCCAUAAUAAAAAUAAUUGAUAGUUUCUUUAAAUUAUCAUGACAAUCCAGUUACAGGAGUUAAAUAUGCUUUAGAUGGAAAAAAAAUAGUUUCAGCUGAUGAUGCAGGAUUUUUGAUGCAUUGCAAUUCUAAUGUUAAAGUACUUAAGUAAUUAUUAAUAGUAUCAUUUUUGAUAAAGAAAUUAAUAAAAUUUAACUUGAUAGUAAUGAAUAAAUUUUAACAUUAAGAUUUCCGCACUAUUAUCAAUAAGAUGUGAUUAUGGAUAUGAAUACAGUUUAAGAAGUUAUCAUUUCUGAAUCAGAAAAAUAAGAUAUAAUUUAUUAUGAGGGUUAUGCUUUUAAAUCAACUUAAGAUGAAAUUAUAAUAUACGAUGAUAAAGAAUAAAAUUUGGGUGAAUCCUACGAGAUUGAUUGUGAAUUCAAUAAAUCUAUUCAAUGUUUUUCAUUCUCAACUAAUUAUUAAGUAUUUGCUUGGUAUUAUAAUUAUUAUAAUUAAGAAGAAUUAAUUUUUUAUGAUUUUAAAGAAAAAAAACUAAUAGAUAAUAUUGAAAAUAAAGGAAGAGUUAAGAAAAUAGCCUCCUCCCCAUGCAAACCUGUACUAUCUGUAAUUUAUGAAGAUGGAAACUUAUAUUUUUGGAAUAUUAGUAAAUCUCCUUUUGAAUGUUAAAAGUUUAAUUAGGUUGAUGAGAAUGUUCAGAUAGAUUAAAUUGCAUAUUCACCUGAUGGUUCAUUAUUAAUUAUUUACACCAAAGAUAAUAUGCUCAGAAUUUUCGAUGAGAUAAAUGGAUCAGAAAUAAAGAAUAAAAACUUAGAAUUUUCCAUUAAUGGAGAUAUUUUAGUUUCAAAUGAUAAUGAGACUUUGGCUUUGAUACGAUCUUACUAUAAUCGUGAUAUCAUUCUAUGGAACUUUAUUUAGGAUAAGGAAAUAUUAAAAGUUGAAAAAUAUUAUAAUUAUCCUAUUAUUUAAUUUUGUCAAGAUGGAAUAUCUUUUGUACAUUUACAAGAUAAAAAUUUAAGAUUUUUGAAUAAAAAUACAGGAGAUUUAAUUAUUAGUUAUUAACUUCCUUAAGAUUCAUCUUAUGAUUGUAUUCGUUUCUUUAAGGAUGGUGAGCAAUUUGUGACUACUGGGACAUACAUUAGAAUUUGGAAAUAUUCUGAAAAUAAAAUAGAAAUGAUUAGUGCUUAUAAACCUGAUGGUAGAGUUACAGAAUUAUUAUUAACUGAUAAUGACUAAAAUCUAGUAUGUAUUGUGGAUGGACAUUUAAAAAUUAUCCCUCUGUAGAUAUGCAAUUUAAAAUAAAUAAUCCCUACUUCAAAUAGAAUUGACAAAUUUUUAACAAAUGGAUAUCUAGUUACCAAUGAUAAUCAUAGCGUUGAAGUUUAUGAUUGGAAAAAUGCUUAGUCAAUAAUUAAAUUGAAUACUGAAAUUAAUAAUGUAUAUUUCUUUUAAGAUGGUUAAUAUUGCUUAAUGAUGAAAAAUUAAAGAAUUAUGAAAAUAAGAAUUGAUUCUCAAGAUGAAAUAUUUUCUUUAAACAUUUGUGAAUAGAUUUAGAAUGCAAAACUCAUAAAAAAUGAAUAGAUUCUAAUUAUCGAAUGUAAAAAUACAUUAAAAUUAUUCAAUCUGGAAGAUUCUUCCAAUAUCUAUGAAAUUCAAACUUAUGUAAAUAAUAAUUUAGAUUAUUUCUAUUGGUCAAUUAAUAAUGAUUAUAUUUGUUACAGACCUAAUGCUAAUUUUGUAAUUAGAGAAAUAAAAACAAAAUAAAAAAAUAAAUUUAUAUCUCUAGAAAAUAAAGUGCUUCAAAUAAAUUCCUUUGAUUCUAAAGAUCAAAUAUUUUUAGAAGAUAAGAGCGGCCAAGGUAUCCUAAAUCUUGUUUCUUAACAGUUUAAUUUAUUUAAAAAAUAAUUUAAAUAAUCAACAAAUUCUUAAAAUGAAUAAAAUAUUUUUUGUGAAGGAAUAGGUUGCUAUGCACAAUUAUUUGAAGUUGCACAUGAUAUAUACUUGAUUACUUUUAAUGAUAAUCAGAUAUUGCCACAAUAAAUAAAAAAAAAUGGUUAAUUUUUAUAUACUUAUUUAAAUUACAAUUAAGUCACUAUAUUGUCUAUAGAUGAAUAAAAAUAACUAAAAAUUUAAUGUUCCUUAUAUUUUAAGCCAGAAAUUAAGAAGUUGUCAGUAACUCCUUCUUUCGAUUAUAUAACUGUCUUAUAUUAAAAUAAAGUAAAAUUAAUAAAUUUAGAUUGGUUGUUAUAAGUCGAAAUGGUAAGUAUUUAUGAAUUGAAGGAUGAUGUUAAAGAUAUAAGUUCUUUUAUAAUAUCUUAAGAUAAUACAAAAAUUAUUACAGGAUCUAAAGCUAUUAGGGUCUAUAGAUUGGAUUUAAAAAAAGAGAAAGAUUAUUACAACAAUUUGUACAAGUAAAUAAAUUGUUUUGUUGAAAUUGAUUAAAACACUAUUUGUAUUGGUGAAGACAAAAAUAUAUAACUGGUGAGAAUUGAUAAUUAUUUAAAUGACAUUAUUUUAGGAGAACAUGAAAAUGCUAUUACAUGUUUGAGUUACUGUUAAAGAACAUAAUUAUUAGCAUCAGGUAGUAAAGACUAAAAGAUAUUUUUGUGGAAUGUGGAUGCUAGAAAGAAAAUAGCAGUAUUUGAAGGUCAUACAUAGUGUGUUAAUAAAUUAUCUUUUUCACCUGAUGGAAAAUGUUUGGCUUCUGCAAGUGAUGACAAAUAAAUUAAAUUAUGGAAUAUUGAAUUAAGUGAAUAAUCAAAAAUAUCAAAAGGACAUUACAAACGUGUAAAUUAAGUUACUUUCUCAAAAGAUGGUCUUAUUCUAGCAUCAUGUAGUGAUGAUUAUUAAAUUAUUUUAUGGGAUUUAAUAGAAAAAAACUUUAUCAUUAUGUUAGAAGAACAUACUUCAUACGUAAUAUGUUUGGAGUUCUCUUUUUGUUCAAAAUGGUUGGCAUCAGGAAGUUAUGAUGGAUCGAUUUGUUUAUGGGAUGUUAAAUUUCCACAUGAGACAACAUUAUUCUAUAAAAUAUAAGAGAUUUAAUUGUAUCCAGAUUACUUAUGUUUUACUCCAUCAGGAUGUUUUGCUACUCUUUCUAAUGAUGAUGAUUAACAAAAUAAUAAUGACUAAAAACGAAUUACUUAUAAAAUUUAAAUUUGGAGUUUUAAUCAAAUUUGUAAAAAAAAUGAUAAAAUAUUUGAAAUUUGUAACAAAUCUUAGAAUCCUUUUUGUAUAACAGAUGAUAAUAUUGCAUUUUAUGAUAAAUUGGUUAAAGUCUAUGAUAUAUCAACAAACACAACUGAAAAUCUUGAAGGACAUUUAAAUGAUGUGAAAAUGAUUAAACUUUGGGAUUCUAAUAGGAAAUUAUUAUCAGUAGAUGAUAAUAAUAUUAUGAUUUAUUGGGAAAAAAUAAAAAAAACUUGGAAGAAGUAAUAAUAAACUGUAUUAGAACCAAAUAUUACUCAAAUUGAUAUUAUUAGAUAUGAUAAUCAAGAUUUCAUAGUAACAAACAAUGAAAAUUCAAUAAUUAUAUCAAAUCUUAAUUAAAUGAAAUAGUAAAAACUAUUUGAUUUUGAAUUUAACCAUUCAAUUUCGGAUUUUUGUUUAUCAAAGAGUUAAAAUUUCUUUAUAUUUUAAAAUUAAGAUAAAGAAAUAAUAUUUUUAGAUUGUGUUUCUGGACAAAGUAAAAAUACAUUGAUUAAUUGUUACAAUACACGAUAGGUUAAAGUAUCAAAUGAUGAUAGAUUUAUAGCUAUUAAUGAUUAUUCUUAAAUUAAGAUCUAUGAAAUCUAUGAAAAGUAAGAGUAAGCGGUAAUUGAUUAAGAAGAAAAUGUAGACAUUUUAGAUUUUAGCUGGGAUGAUUCAAAUAUAUUAUAUAUAGCAUCAGAAAAAAAAAUAAUUAAAAAGUGUAACAUUAAAAAUAGAUCUAAAGAAAUAAUUUUUGAAUUGGAGAAUUCUUAUCAUUAUAUCUUUUCAUCUAGACAAUGCAAUUAUUUAAUUUAUAAGGAUUAUUAUAAGCCUUUUACUGUAAUAAAUUUAAGUACUACAUAAGAGUAUUAACCUCCUAUAGAAGGUAAGUAAGUACUUGCGACCUUUUCUUAUGAUGAAAAUUUAGUUGCUAUAUCUACAUCAGAUUUUAAAAUCUAUUUAUGGAAUUAUGAAAAAUAAAUUAUUACAGAAAAAAAAUUGAUUUAUAAACAAAAAACUCAAAAUUUAACUUUUACAGAUAAUGACAAUGAGUUGAUUUGUUGUUUAGAAAGAUCAAUUUGUUUAUUUGAGAUUUAAGAAGAUCUUUAAUUAAUAUUAAAAUAUAUUUGGCAAAUAGAUUUUUAUAAUAAUUACACUUACAGUCUUAAGCAUAAAUCAGUUUUCAUUAUUUAAUCAAUUGAUUAUUCUGCAAUCGCAAAAAUUAGAUUUGUGAAUUUUGCAUAAACUAAAAUAUUAAUUGAUGAAGAGCAUAAUCCCAUUAAUUUUCACUCCUCUUACUAUGGAGAUUAUAUAGCAUCAAUAAGUUAAUAAAGUUUAAUCAUUUGGGACUUUAAAAACGAAAAGUAAAUAUUAAAUACUACUUAAUGGUGUGGUAAAUAAGUUAUGCUCAUAGAAUUAAAGACAGUAAUAAUUGGAGGGUAUAAAGAAAUCAAGAUUUUAGAUAUUUCAAAACUUGACAAUAUUUAAGAAAUUAAAAAAAUUACUUUUGAGUAAUAAAUCAGAAGUCUUUCAUUUUCUUUAAAAUAGUAAUAUUUUGUUUGUGCAUUUGAGAAAAAAAUAAAAGUAUGGAGAAUUUUUAAUGAUAGAUAAUGUUAAUAAAUAGCUAUAUAUGAUACAAAAUAUACUGGAUAUACGGAUCCUGUUAUUUCAGAUUCUGGUGAUAUUUUAGUUUACUAAGAAGAAGAAAAUUUGAAGGUAAUUAGGAUAAAGUAAUUAAAUUCUAUAGAAAUAAUCUUAAAAACAGUGAAUGGUCUUUAAUAUUCCUCAGAUUAUUAAUAUUUGAUAACAUUAAUAGAUGGAUGUCCAUAAUUAUUUACUUCAAAUUUAGAACUAGUAGAAAAUUAAUUAGAAAGCUCAUUAUAAGAUAUAAAAGGAGAUUUUAUAAAAUUAACUUCUGUAGAUUAAUUAUUUGCAAUCGCAAAUAAUUCUUGCAUAUGGUUAGUUAAAAUUGUAGAUAAAAAUAAAUUAACAUUGAUUAGGAAGAUUAUGUUAGAAGUAAAAGAUGAUAUUUUUGUUUCUUUUGGAAUUAACCCUUUAGGAACUCGGUUAAUUUUUGGCAACGAAUUUGGAUCAAUUUACUUUUGGGAUUUAACUAAUUCUAACAAUGUGAAUAACCCUAAACCAAAUUAAAUUAUAAAAAAUUAAAAUGAUGCAAUUAUCUAUAUAGCAUUCAGCCCAAAUGGAACUGACUUUUCAGCAGCAGUUUAUGAUGGAUCUAUAAAUUUAUAUUCAGUGGAAUAAAUAAAUAAUGUUUAAAAUAUAAAAUAAAAUGAUGAUAAUUAAGAAUAGAAUUAAAUAUAAGUAAUUGAAAAUUUGAAUGAAGAAUUCAAAUUAAUUUGUUAUAAAUCAUUUUCCAGAUAAUCUUUAUUAUUAGCCAAUAAAUGCAAAAUAAAAAAUUCAUAAAUCAAAUAAAACGAAAAAUCAAUUCUGUAAUUAUUCAAAUAAAAAGGAGCAGAUGAAUGA
This is a messenger RNA of Paramecium pentaurelia, 12988 nucleotides long. NCBI's taxonomy places the organism in Eukaryota, Ciliophora, Oligohymenophorea, Peniculida, Parameciidae. The record is from the annotation of a GenBank genome assembly.